This is a messenger RNA of Tuber melanosporum (Perigord truffle), 1872 nucleotides long. RefSeq lists its product as uncharacterized. The transcript is spliced from 5 exons. Gene Ontology annotation, cellular component: mating projection tip; membrane. The coding region runs from base 483 to 1262 and encodes 259 amino acids. The record is from RefSeq and is a predicted model, not a curated record. NCBI's taxonomy places the organism in Eukaryota, Fungi, Ascomycota, Pezizomycetes, Pezizales, Tuberaceae. Gene Ontology annotation, biological process: conjugation with cellular fusion.
GGCUGAUCCCCACCCUCCCGUUUUGCUGGAUUCCCUAAAUCGAACAGACCGUCCUAUCACCCUCCAACCUCCUCUUUUCGUCACUUUCAACACCCUCCCAACUCUUCCACACCUCCCACUCAAUCCAUCUCGCAAUCAGUCUCAUACCACGCUCGAACCUACACAUUUCUGGCAAGAGAAAAUACAAUCCUUGGUCUUUAACCAUCUUGCACACAAUUUGACGACACUUACCCUCUCACCCCCCCAUCACUCGUCAAAUUCCGGGGGCUGUCCUUUUCAACAAUUCCAACAGUCUUUUGAGGAAUUCCUUCGCCGUGCAUUCCAUCAUUCUUGACGUCGGUGGGUAGUCGAAGAACAUACGAUGUUGGAACGGAGGAUUAGAUUUGUGUUUGGCUUUGAAAGGCUUGUUCCUUUCCUCGCAUACCACCAUGUUCUAAUGGUACUAAUCUUGAUUGCUAUAAUCCUGCUGUGUAAGUCGCAAAAUGUCCGAUAGCAGACACCUUUCGGAACUGGAAUACAGUUCUUUGCAACGGAACUGCCGAGCUGACGUGCGUGCAGCAUUGUUACUGGCAGGAUGUUCUUCCUCGAGCCCAUUAAUCCCCUCGAUAUUCCUGAUAAACCUGUGGUAUGACAAGACGGCGCCCGAAUUUGAUCCAGCACAGGUUGAUCCAGGUGCCACCCGCGCCAUUGGGAACAUUGUUGGCGACGCAGCGCUAGAGGCUCGAGUAGGAUAUUUCGGUAUUUGCAUUAAUCCUGACGCUGGAUCUUGGCUGUGCAGUGCAAAUGCGUCUUCACUUGCCGCUCAGGUUUCAGUGGACCAAGAUCCUUUGAAUCUUAUCUGGGUAGCCCAGACUUUCCGGGAAAGCAUUGUCUUCCCCUACCUCUUGAUCAUCGCUAUCAUUCUCGCGGCUGUUACCUUACUCUUGCUAGCUACUUUCCCCGGUUACGAGGAAGAAUUCGAGGGAGGCCCCGAAAGGAGACGUCUCCCCAGUCGUGCUGUCUCCCAGAUUGCGCUCGCUGUUAUCUUUGUUGCCGCCAUCUUCGUCCUCGUAUCAGUCUUGUGGCAGCACACGGCGAGUGUAGCUGCGGCGACGAUAGCAGAAAAUUUGGAAAACGGUUCGGUAUCAACAGGAGUCGGAGUAACAGCAAUGGUAUUAGGUUGGUUUGGGUUCGCGCUACUAAUCAUCGUCACAAUUGGUCUACUUGUUAUGAUUCUGUCAAUGCAUCUUGUCGAGAAACUCACAGAUGCUGAUGAGUUUUGAACAACAAUUUCUGGAACUGAGGAAGGUGGAGCUUAUUCUCUGGGGCCCGAAUAAUAGGGUUUGUGCAUUCAGUCAUGAGCCCGGAGAAAUGGUCGGGAGGUGAGAGCUCUGGGAUCAGAUAUCAGAAAUAUAUAAAAAAGAAAAAAAUACAACAUUGGCCAAGGCAGUGGAAAACGACAUACGAUUUUCACGAAUAUUGUUUUCAGCGAGCAUAUAAUAUCACUUUUGAUUUUUUUUCUUGUUUCUCUAUUCCUUGGCUCUUAAAAAGCCCAUAUUCGGGUUAACAUGGGCGGCUUCCGUCAAUUAAAUAUCUCUUCUGGGCCAGGCAUGAGGAGAGUGAGAUGAUGUGAUUGAUUUUGUGUUUUGAUUUUUUUUCGACCUCCCCUCUACUCUUCAUGUAACGAUACCCUAGCUUUUUUCCGUUGUCUUGGUUUUCCUUUGUUUCUUCCCCGGACACUUUUCAUUACAAUGGGUGAAAUACUAGGCUCGCUUGGUCGGUUGGGGCAAAUUAUGAUGUGUCUGGAAAGGUUUUCAGAACAGGUGCUGCCCUUAUUUUAUUUUUUCCUUACGUCACGGGUUAAACUUGGGAAAUGGAUUGGGAUUAUUUAUU